Scomber scombrus (Atlantic mackerel) is the source of this 6803-nucleotide messenger RNA. Its product is annotated as pleckstrin homology domain-containing family G member 3-like. The record is from RefSeq and is a predicted model, not a curated record. Gene Ontology annotation, molecular function: guanyl-nucleotide exchange factor activity; calcium ion binding; protein binding. Gene Ontology annotation, biological process: microtubule anchoring. Gene Ontology annotation, cellular component: microtubule organizing center. The transcript has 32 exons. Bases 56 to 5734 code for a protein of 1892 amino acids. NCBI's taxonomy places the organism in Eukaryota, Metazoa, Chordata, Actinopteri, Scombriformes, Scombridae.
UUAGCAGUUAGCUCCGGUUAGCUUGAGUUAGCAUCAGUUAGCAGUAAAGGUAAACAUGUCUGCAGCAGAAGAUGACACCGAGCUCAGAGAUCUGCUCAUCCAGAACCUGGAGAACAGCGGAGUGCUCAACAAGCUGAAGGCUGAGAUGAGAGCGGCCGUGUUUCUGGCGAUGGAGGAGCAGGACCGGCUGGAGAAUAAAACUCCUCUGGUGAAUGAAAACCUGAAGAAAUGUCUGAACAGUAAAGACGGUCGUCUGGUCGCUGGUCUCAUCGUUGACUUCCUGCAGGUGUUUAAUCUGGACUUCAGUCUGUCUGUGUUCCAGCCGGAGAUCAACUCACUGAACGGUCUGGACAGUCGGGACUCGGUCUGCAGAGAUUUGUGUCUGAGCGAGUCGGAGCUGAACAGGAAGAGUCCGCUGCUGCUGGAGCUGGUCAGGAGGGGGCGCCACCGAGACCAGAGCACCGUCUCCCAGUGUGAACAAGAAACAAGAGGAAACAUUCCCAAGGAACCGUCUCAGAAGCAGAUCUCAGCCGCCAGGAAAACGUUCGACGUCCACGACAAGAAUAAGAGCGGCUCGGUUUUAAAGGACGACCUGAAGUCUGUUUUCACUGAUCUGUUCCCCGGUCUCAACAAGAACAUGUUGGAGAGAUUCGUAGCUGACGAGCUCAAAGCCGCCGAUAAGAGCUUCAGUAAAACUGUGGACUUUCAGCUGUUUCUGGGAAUCUACAGACGCCUCUUCACUCAGUGCAGAAGUGUGGUUGUUCAGGAGUCUGAUGACGUCACUCAGAGUCGGACAGAGGACAGAGUCGGCUCUCCUCCUGUCAGUAAGAUUCCCAGGUAUAAAGGUGCAGAUCACAGAGGACAGAGUCAGACAGCAGCAAAGGACUCAGAGUGUGUGUUUGGUAAAGGAGACGUCAGAGGCAGCGAGCCUUCCUCUUCCUCUCUGAGGAAGGAUCGGCUGGAUCUGGAUCUGGAGGCUGGAGACGAACCUGAAGAAGGAGACUCGUUCUUUGAUGACCCGUUACCCAAACCUCAGAAGACCUACGGCUGUCUGUCUGCUCUGGCUGAUGAUGAUGAUCUUUCUGAACAGAGUCACAGCUCUGAGCUCAGGAAGAUGGAAACGUCCGGAGCCAGAGAGAGUCCAGCAGGAUCCCUGUCUGAGGGGCGAGGAGGAGGAGGAGGAAGUGAAGGAGGAGGAAGAGGAGCAGGAGGAGGAGGAGGUGUAGUGGCUGUGGUCAGGUGUUCAUGUGUAGAUGAGGAGGUGAAGAUCUCCUUCAGGAAUGUCGGGAACGAGCGGCGCCUCAGAAGAGUCUUCAUCCACCGCUGGCUGGAGUCCCCCCGCCUCUCCACUGCCUCCAUCAGCAGUAAUGAGCGCGCUCCGUCUGACUCCUCCGACUUGCCGUCCGCUCGGCGCCCGGUGAGUCUCGUCUCCACGCUGUCGUCUGGAUCCGGAUCCUCCAGAGACGACCUCGCCCCCCCCCCGGCCCGCCCGCUGUCCUCGGACCCAGACGUAGACCUUGACCUGAGCCCCCCCGAGGGCCGGCAGCCGUGGCCCCUCCCCUCACCUGACAGGAAGGGGCGGAGCCUGAACAGCAGCAGCAUGGCGCCCAACCCUCAGCUGACCUACCUGGACCGCGUCGUCAUGGAGAUCAUCGAGACGGAGAGGAUGUACGUCAGAGACCUGCGUAUGAUCGUAGAGGACUACCUGGCUCACAUCAUCGAUCAGUCUGAUUUGUCGAUCCGGCCGGAGCAGGUUUGCUCUCUGUUCGGGAACAUCGAAGACAUCUACGAGUUCAACAGCGAGCUGCUGCAGUCUCUCGACCUGUGUGACAACGACCCGGUUGCCGUGGCGAGGUGCUUCGUCAUGAAGAGUGAAUACUUUGAAAUAUACACACAGUACUGCACCAAUUAUCCAAAUUCGGUUGCCGCUCUGACGGAGUGCAUGAGGAAUAAAUCUCUGGGGAAGUUUUUUCGGGAGCGCCAGGCGUCGUUGAAGCGUUCGCUGCCUCUGGGAUCGUACCUGCUCAAACCUGUUCAGAGGAUCCUCAAAUACCACCUGCUGCUGCAGGAGAUAGCGAAGCACUUUGACCCGGAGGAGGAAGGGUAUGAGGUGGUGGAGGAAGCGAUCUACACCAUGACCGGAGUCGCCUGGUACAUUAAUGACAUGAAGAGGAAACAUGAACACGCUGUUAGACUGCAGGAGGUCCAGUCUCUGAUGCUGAACUGGAAAGGUCCAGAUCUCACCACGUAUGGAGAACUGGUUCUGGAAGGAACCUUCAAGGUCCAUCGAGCCAAAAACGAGAGAACGCUUUUCCUGUUUGACAGAAUGCUGCUGAUCACUAAACGCAGAGGAGAACAUUACGCCUAUAAGACCCACAUCUCUUGCUCCACGUUGAUGCUGAUCGAGAGCGCCAAAGACUCGCUGAGCUUCAGCGUCACUCACUACAAGCACCCAAAGCAGCCCCACACGGUCCAGGCGAAGACAGUAGAAGAGAAGAAGCUUUGGGCUCAUCACAUCAAACGCAUCAUUCUGGAAAACCAUCACGCCAUCAUCCCACAGAAGGCGAAGGAAGCCAUCUUGGAAAUGGAUUCUAUCUAUCCUCUUCGGUAUGCGGAGCGGUUGAACAAAGCUCCGCCUCCUCGUCAGGCUGAUGGUCGCCAGGGACGACGACAGUCAGAGCCGAGCAGACAGAUUCUGAGGAGCUCUAAAGGUAGUGACGGGGCGUUACCGGGGGCGUUGCUGGGGGCGUUACCGGGGGCGUUGCCGGGGGAGACGCCCCCUCUGCAGCCCACCGCCAGCAGCAGCACGCUGGGCGAGUCUGAGUUGGAGCGGCCUGCUGAGGAGGAGGAGGAGGGCAGGAAGCGGUCUGUGCAGCGGCAGAGCUGCAGUGAUGAGGAAGAGGAGGAGGAGGAAGAAGAGGAGCGGCGGGCGGCGGACAGUGACCCCGAUGACCUCCUGCUGGAGGACGACCAGGUAGCCGACUUCGCCAGCUCGCUGCUGGCCGCCAUUUCCUGCUGGCACUACAGGGCCCAGGCUCUGCUGUCCUCAGGGGUCGCCAUGGUGACGGAGGCGGAGGCCGCCGGCGUCUCUUCUAACGGCAGUAACAAAGUAAUCGGAGUACUUCCUGCUGAGACAGGUGCGACUGAGCCGACGGGUCAGCAGAAGCAGCCUCAGGAGAAGCCUUCAGAGUCGGAGCCCUCAGAAAACCCUGAACCAGAACCUCCGGCUCGUCUGUCCACCACUCCUCCGAGGAUCUCGGCGAGUCCUCAGCAGACGGAACCGCUGAAACCCAAAGCGGAUCUGGAGCCGGUAGAGGAGCCGUCCUCCGCGACCCCGGAUUCAGAUUCAAAGACGCUGAGCAGCGGUGAAUCCUCCGAGGAUGAGGAGGGUGAGAAGGAGGCGGCGGAGGCCUCCAGCAUCCUGCCCUCGUCGGUUCUGGACAAAGCCAGCGCCAUCGCUCAGCACUUCAACAACAGCGUGAAGCGAGGCAGCCUGGUCCAGGACGAGGCCCGCUCCCCCAGCUGCACGUCACCGCGGUUACCCAGCAGGACCGGCAGCAGCGUCAGCCUCAGCGCCGAACGGUUACCCAGCAGGACCGGCAGCAGCGUCAGCCUCAGCGCCGAUCGGUUACCCAGCAGGACCGGCAGCAGCGUCAGCCUCAGCGCCGAUCGGUUACCCAGCAGGACCGGCAGCAGCGUCAGCCUCAGCGCCGAUCGGUUACCCAGCAGGACCGGCAGCAGCGUCAGCCUCAGCGCCGAACGGUUACCCAGCAGGACCGGCAGCAGCGUCAGCCUCAGCGCCGAUCGGUUACCCAGCAGGACCGGCAGCAGCGUCAGCCUCAGCGCCGAACGGUUACCCAGCAGGACUGGCAGCAGCGUCAGCCUCAGCGGUGACCGGUUACCCAGCAGCACCUGCUCCGACCUCGCCGAGACCUUUGGCGCCACAGAUCUGACCCUGCUGUCCCUGCAAGACGACGGCCUGUUUGAAAGGAGCAUUCAGCGGAGGCGUGACUCCAUGCUGUCCAAACAGGACCAGCUGCUCAUCGGGAAGAUCAAGAGCUACUACGAGAACGCCGGAAACCAGGACGCCACCUUCAGCCUGCAGCGCAGAGAGAGCCUGACCUACAUCCCCACCGGCCUGGUCAGGAGCUCCGUCAGCCGGCUCAACAGCAUGCCGAAGGACAAGCCGUCCUCCUCCUCCGGUCUCGAGCCGUCCUCAGACUCAGCGCUACCGUCUGAAACCCGAGGUCACAUGGUGUCAAGUGAUUCUUCGGACUCUAUGAAGUCGGGUCAGAGGAGCACAGAACCCGAAGACUCAGGAGAAAGGUCCAGAUCUCACAGCGUGCCUGAUAAUCCAGCUGAGGAUGAAGAAUUCAGACCUUCAUCUGAAAUGAUCAAGAUCUGGCAGGCGAUGGAGCAGCAGAUCACCAGAAGCGACGACCGAGGCCGCGAUCGAUGUCGAGAGGCGUCGAGAAGCUGCAGAACCAUCAGCGAAGAGACCUCGAGCAGGACCCGAGACCAGGAGGGCGCAGCGUCUGACCUCGGCACCAUCGCAGAGGAGUCCCGCAGUCUGUCGCCCCCCAAACACAAAGCCUCCGCCGGGGUGAACCGGGCUGGAGGUCUGAAGGACUCCAUGAAGGUUUGCAGGGGAGACGCCGCCGUCCUCAGGGCUGCGGGCCCGCGGGUGGCCCGGCUGAAGGCCGAGGCUGAAGCCGAGCCGCCGAGCGAGGACGAGCAGGACGACGUCGACAAGGCCAAGAGCAAAGUCCUCCACCUGGCCCGCCAGUACAGCCAGAGAAUCAGAACCACCAAACCGGUGGCCCGGCAGCGGAGCCACCACGGAGCCCUGAUCAGGAAGAAGAGCUUACCCUGCGUGGUGGAGGAGAUGUCAGGUAAAUCCAGCCUGAUUCUGCCGCUGGCUUCUCUGGACCUCGGACCUUCUCUUCCUCUGAGUCCCGUGGACCAGGUGAGGUCUCCGAGCCCCGGCCCCGCCUGCUCCCCGGGGGGUCGGGCUCGGUCCCGCAGCCCUCUCAGCCCCCCUCCUCCCACCGAAGGCUUCAACUGGCCCGACGUCCGGGAGCUCCGCACCAAGUACACGGUCCACAGCCGCUCCCCGAUGGCCUCCGUGACCCGGAGUCUCUCCAUCCCGGAGCAGAUGUUUGACGGCGGUCUGAGGAGACAUUCGAGCGCCUCGCCCGGCCCGCUGCUCCCCGACACUCCUCCUCACAGACCCCUCGCCAGCCGCGACGCCGCCCGCAAGGAGCGCAGCAACAGACUCCAGAGAGCGAACUCUCUGGACCCCCGGCUGAGCGGAGCACAGCUGAGCGAGCUGCAGAACCUCCAGGACCAGGUCUCUAACAGCAGCUACGCCGGCUACUACGUGGCGGCCGAGGCGCCGAUGCAGAGCGACCCCGAACACAAGAUCAUCGUCAUGGAGAAGCUUCCUCCGCCGGAGUCGGAGACCGCCAAAGAAACCACAGAAGAAGACGACAGCUACGUUCAGAUCCGCUCUCCCACCAGCAAAGAGAAGAUCUCCAUCAUGGCCGUCAUCGACCGUUGCCGCGCCUACCAGGACUCAGACGAGUACCGGCAGCGAGAGGAGGCGAGAGCCAGAUCAGAGCCGGCCCGGCCAGCAGAGGGCGACGUCACGGCGGCCGGGUCAUGUGACGAUCAGGACGGCUCGCAGCAGAGCAUCGUGAAAAACCUGAGAGAGAAGUUUCAGAGUCUGAGCUGAAAAAACAGUUUGUGAACUUUAAAAUGAAAUGUUACAAUAGUCAUAACGGUUUUAAAUCUGUAAGUAUCAGACGGUUAAUUCUUAUUAUUCUGCAUCAUAGUUAUUAUUUUAAUGUUCACAUCAGGACAUCAAACAUUAUUAUUUAAUAAUUAUAAUUAUUGUCAUUUUAGUGUUUAGAAGACAAAAUGUUUCAUCUCAACAGAUUAAAAUGAAAUCAAGAGAAAAUAAAAAGAACAGAAAUCUGUAAAUAUCUUUAUUAAAAGCACUUUUUUUUGUACAGUUUCAUUUUAAAAGCUUCACUGAGCAGAUUCAUUAACCUCAGACUGCUGCUUCGUGUUAAAGGAACAUUUCAACAUUUAAAUAAGUCCUUAAAAACGUUUUGGUGAAUGAAACCUGUGAAUUUAUUUUAAUAAAGUAAUUAAUAAAAAGCAACCUGCUCAUUAACAGUAAAGAUGAGCUGCUGACUGUUCAUUCAGUCUUCAGACCAAAGAUGCUCAGAAAGAAGAGUUUAAACAUUUUAUUAUUAUUGUUUUAAUGAAUUUUAAAAAACAGAUUAUCAAUAAAUGAAACACCUAAAUUAUUUUACCAAAUUAUGAUGAAUUAACUAUUUAUAUAUUAAUGUUUGUUUCUCUGUUUUGUGCCUUUUAGUUUUUAUAAUUAUGUCUCAGUUUAUUUUAUUAAGUUUUUCAUUUCUUUAGUUUAUUAAAACCAGCUGUUCAUCUUUUAUCCAAACAUUAUAUAUUAUAUUAUAUUAUGUUAUGUUAUGUUAUAUUAUAUUAUGUUAUAUUAUAUUAUAUUAUAUUAUAUUAUAUUGUAUUAUUACCCAGAGCAUUGUAUAUUAUUAUAAACAUUAUAUUGAUCCAGAGCAGCCAUUAAAGCACCUUGAUGACGGGCACAUGGGCUGAUGGGACUUGAACCUGUGACUUUGUGACCACUGAUCCGUCGCUAACAGUCCUCCUAUUUAUUGAUCUGAUGUAAAUACAAACUGUAACCAUGGUUACACACGUGUGAGUGUGUGUGUGUACAGAAAUGUUUGCAUGUAUGUUCUGUUUCACAUUAAAACCACCUA